AUGGGAGAGGUCUUGGUAGCAAUUGAGAAGCAACUGGAUGGUCGGGAUGUCACGUGGCUGAAGUCGAGGACGAGAAUGAAGAUGACAAUGGUCGAGAAGAUCGAGGUGGUCGAAGAGGUGAAGGGAGUAAGAGGAGGCGAGGAGAUGGAGGUUGAGAGGAGGCGGGGAAUGAGAAUGAGAGAGGAGGUGGGCAUCACAACCCAAAUGCCAAUCAUUAGUUUUCAAGCGGAAGACGUUGAAAGAGUUCUGGUGCCACACAACGAUGCGCUGGUUGUUACGACGGAGGUCGUAGGAUUUGAUGUUAAAAGGGUGUUUAUCGAUACGGGGAGUUCAUUCGAUGUGAUGGAGAUGAUGCUAAUGAGGGAGAUCUCUUUACCAGUCGCCCUAGGGUCGGGGGCAACUCAUAAGGUUAGGAUGGUGAGGUUAGUGGUUGUAGGGGCUGAGUCGUCUUAUAAUAUCAUCAUGGGGAUGACCAGCUUGAACGCUUUCCAAGCUGUGGCUUCAACCUACCACAUGACGAUAAAGUAUCCGAUAGGUGAUAGUGUUGAGAAAAUAGUAGAAGAUCAACUGACUUCGAGGAGCUGCUAUCGGACCACAGUGAGCAACAACCGGAAGAUGGCCAAGAGACAAGCCAAACCUGGUGAAGAGCCAUUGAGAUCGAGGUUGGUUGAGUUGGUAAGGGAGUUCGCAGAUAUUUUUGCUUACACGGCGGAGGAGUUGACGGGCAUCGAUGUCAGUGUGAUCGAGCAUCGGCUCAACAUUGACUUCAGUGUGAGGCUGAUGAAACAGAAGAGGUGGCAUCAUGAAGCAACGUACCAAAGAUUGGUAGAUAAAAUUUUUAAAGAGCAGCUUGCUCGAAACAUGGGGGUGUACGUGGAUGACAUGCUGGUUAAAAGAAAGUUUCUUAGGUACUUGGUGACCAGAAGAGGCAUAGAGGUCAAUCCAGAAAAAGUGCAAGUAGUGCUAAAGAUGAAAUCGCCCACAAGUGUGAAGGAGACGGAGGAAGCUCAGAGGGCGUUCGAGGAGCUGCAAAAUGUACUAGCUCACUUGCCUCUGUUAGGUAAGUCGGUCCAAGGAGAGGAUCUGAGUAAUGCAGGGAGUCGAGUUGAAAUUCUCGGAGAUCGAGAAGUUUGCUUUGGCGGUAGUGGUUAUGGAUGGAAGUCGAAUCGGAUGGGAGAUGACAAUUGUUUGUGGACAAAUCAGUCUCGAAAGGAGGAGCAGUUGGCUGUGGCGGGCGGAGCUCGAGAAAUCCAAGUACACUUGGAUUCUCAAUUGGUUGUUGGACAGUUUCAAGAAGACUUUUUGUCGAAGAUAACGCAAAACUUGGUUGAUUGCAAAACUAGAAGUGUAGCUUUAUUACAUAUGAAGAAGAGCAAUGUGGAAACUGAGGUCGUAGAGAUAGAGAAGGUCGAAGAUUGGAGGGUUCCUAUCCUGAAGGAGUUGAAGGAAGGAAGUCUGAAAGUGGUCAAAAUGUUUUUCGAGCAAGAUGGGAUCAUCUAUAAGAGGUCGUAUGCAGGGCCACACGUGAAAUGUGUGACCAAGGAGGAAGGACGAUAUGUGUUGGCAGAAGUGCAUGAAGGUUUCUGCAGUGAUCAUAUGCCUGAAGCAUUAUCCUCUUAUACAUCAACCGGUAGAAACAAUGAUGACGACGAGUGCUCCCAUUCCAUUCGCGCAGUGGGGAAUCAACCUGGUGGGGCCGGUGCCGCAGGGAACUUGCCAGAGGAAAUUUUUUAUUGUAGUGGUCGAUUAUUUCACGAAACAACAGGUGAAACCGCAUUCAGUUUGGUCUAUGGGAUGGAGGCAUUACUACCGAUCAAGGUGGAGUUGGAAUUUCACAGGUCGAGUGCAUAUGAUCAUGGCCAGAAUAAGGAACUGAUGCAGGCAGCCUUAGACACAAUCGAGGAGCUCAGGAAGCAGGCAUCGACCAGGGUCGCGACAUACAAACAAAGGAUGCGAGGCUUCUUUAAAAAUACCUGUCCUUCAACCCAGUCUCAAGUGUGCAACAUUAUGCUGGGUACUUAUGUCCACAUAUCUUCUAGAUACUUGGGUAUGCCAUUGGGUAUUGGGAAGUCGAAGAAAGAAGUUUUUGACUGUGAUCUUGUGGCUGUGGGGAGGAAGCUGGAAAGUUGGAAGAAUUCCUUUCUGUCUACAGCAGCCAAAGAGUUAUUCAAUGAUGCACUUAUACUGAAACAAAUUUGGAAACUUCUAACAAUGCUCAAUCUGUCAGUGACCAAAAUCCUGAAAGAGAGGGAAAUCAAGGAUGGGAUCAACCCUAAAAUACUUACAGACCCUUGGUUACAAGGAUCUAAAACUGGGAUCCCAAAGUUCAAGGACAACUACAGUCAACAUGAACUGUUUGAUGACACAGCGGUAGGGCAAAUACUGAAAAGGAGAAAGCUUGAUCCGUCUAGAAAAGACAGAUGGAUUUGGAGUGUUGAUGUAAGAAGUUUGUUUUCUGUUAAGUUAGCGUAUUCUUUGUUUGUGUGGAACAAAAUUCUAAUGAUAGAUAGAGCUGAAGGCAGUGGUUCUGCAUCAAAGGAUAAACUGGCUAGGAUGAGAUGUUGGAACUUGGAUAUUAAAGGGAAAUUGAAACAUUUUGUAUGGAGAAGUUUUUUGGGUACUUUACCUGUAGCUGCUACACUUAGGAAAAGAGGGUUUGAUGUUGAUGGGAUUUGCAGGAGUUCUGCAACCAAAGAGCAGGUAACCUUAAUGAUUGGUGGUGGCAAGUUGCUGAAAUGGACAAAUCUGAGAUCUCAGAAGCUCGUAUUCAACUUUCUACAUAUAUCCUCUGGUGGUUGUGGAAGGCCCGCAAUUUGUGGGUGUUUCGAGAUGAAUGGCUACCUGACGAGUUGA
Molecule: messenger RNA, 2853 nt
Organism: Striga asiatica
Lineage: Eukaryota; Viridiplantae; Streptophyta; Magnoliopsida; Lamiales; Orobanchaceae
Source: the annotation of a GenBank genome assembly